AUGGACACUGUUGGAUAUAGUAAGUGGUCCAGUGGGCCCGAGGAGGUCCCCAUAGUCCUGGAGGAGCCUGGAGACGUCUAUGUUCUACUAGGGCGCUGGGGACGCUGGGAAAACUUCAGACAAAGAUCUUUCUUCCUGGCCCUGGCUCUCCUGGUGGCCACAGUCCUCUGGGCCUUCAUCCUGAGCAUUCUGACGUCAAAGGCCUCCACAGAACGCACAGCGCUGCUGAGCCACCAGGACGUGCUGAGGAUGAACGUCUCAGAGCAGAGUGUGAUGCUGGAUGCCUUGAAGGAGGAAGUUGGAACCUGCAAGAACUGCUGUUCGUGGACUGAGGCGGAGCUGCACACCGCCCUCUCCGAGCUCAGAGGGUUGCACGUGAAGCUGUUAGAUCUAAUGGGCAAUGUGAAUGAACUACAGGAGCACGUGGCCCAGGGCUUGGCUAAAGCAGACAGGGACCGUGAGGACAUCCGCACCAAGCUGUUCCAGAAACUGGAAGCUUCCAAAUGCCAGAACGGCUCCUGCGAUCAGUGUCCCACAUCAUGGCUAACUUUCCAGGGUUCUUGCUACUAUUUCUCAGAGCAAAAGGCCACGUGGAAGGUGGCCCAAAACCACUGUGCAAGCCAGGGCGCGCACCUGGUGGUCAUCAGGGACCUGGAAGAACAGGACUUCCUGAAUAAGCACACUCGUGGCCAGGGGUACUGGCUGGGCCUCAGGGCUGUGCGCCUCCAGGGCAAGAUUCAGGGCUACAAGUGGUUGGAUGGAGUCUCGCUCACCUUCAGCCACUGGAACACAGGAGAACCCAACGACUCUCGCGGUCAGGAGGACUGUGUCAUGAUGCUGCCCUCGGGGCUGUGGAACGAUGCGCCAUGUAGCAGCGAGAAGGACAGCUGGAUCUGCAAGAAGAGGGUUAACUGCUGACCCUGCCCAGUGUCCCAGAGCCACGCCCACUGCUGAGAGACACGCCCACCACCCGGAGCUGCUUCACUGUCUGGAGCCACGCCCACUAUCCAGAGUCCUGCCCAUUGUGCAGGGACAUGCCCUGUGUCCAGAGCCACUUCCACCAUGCAGGGCCACACCCCCUGCCAAAACCAUGCCUACUGC
Messenger RNA from Dipodomys ordii (Ord's kangaroo rat), 1101 nucleotides. RefSeq names its product C-type lectin domain family 4, member G (gene Clec4g). The record is from RefSeq and is a predicted model, not a curated record. The transcript has 9 exons. Lineage: Eukaryota; Metazoa; Chordata; Mammalia; Rodentia; Heteromyidae. The coding region runs from base 1 to 918 and encodes 305 amino acids.